AUGCGGCCGAUCGCUGUUACGCCCUUGGAGACCGUGCAGAUUCCCAAUUCAUGCGAACGGUGUCCAUGUCCUCUGUCGACUGAAUCGCUGUCCUCUGAUACUGCUGUCUGCGUAUCGCCGCAUGGUCCACUUGCCCAACCAUUGCAGCCGUCGAAGGAGCGCUCGGCCUCGCUCUUUGCUCUCCUUACUUUCAGCUGGCUCGGCGACCUGAUCUACCUGGGUAACCAGCGCCAGCUUGCACCGGGCGACGUGUGGGAUCUAGAUCCGUCCGACAAGACCGAGACGGUUUACAAGAUUUAUGAGAGAGUCAAGCCAAAGUACAGGACCUUGUGGAUCCGCUUGUUCAUGAGCACCUGGAAGACGAUCACGGCCCAAUUCAUGAUCAGCAGCGUCUCUUCCCUCCUGUCGUUUGCAAGCCCUCUCUUUCUCAACGCCAUCCUCAACUGGAUGCAGUGUCCCCAUGCCAACUCGUACACCGCUUGGGGCUAUCUCCUGGGCUUGUUCUCUUGUUCGAUCAUUCAAGCCAUGCUCAACGGACAAAUGUACUUCAACGGACGACGAACCGGCACCCGUUUGCGAGCCAUCCUGAUCCGCGAGAUCUACGAAAAGUCGCUGCGCCGUCCAGCAACCGUCGGCCAGUCCUCGCAGGGCACCGGCGAUGGCAAGAGCGAGCCAGGCCAGCAAGACGCAUCGCUCGGCAAGAUCGUGACGCUCAUGAGCUCCGACACCGAAACCAUCCGAAACAUGGUUUGCUACAUUCACGUGCUCCUCGAGACCCCCUUGCGGCUCCUCUUGUCGAUCGGACUGAUGGUCUAUUUUAUCGGGUACUCUGCCCUUGUCGGCCUCGCCGCCAUCCUGAUAUGUGUCCCAAUCACCUCGUGGCUGGGAAGCUGCAUCAACCGCCAGCAGCGCCGUGCGAUGGAGAAAACCGACAAACGAGUCACCGCCACGAACGAAGCGCUCCAGGGGAUCCGCAUCAUCAAGUAUUUUGCGUGGGAGCCGCACUUUAUCAAGCAGAUCAACGUCGACCGGACCGAAGAGCUCCAAUGCAGGCUUCACGUGCGGCUCUUGCACAUGGCCUUCAGCACCAUCUCUGAGAGCGGCGGCCUCUUUUGCGCCUUUGGAAGCUUCGUGACCUUUGUGUUGACCGGGAAUGUCCUCGACGCCGCCACGGCUUUUACGACCCUCAGCAUCUGUCAGCAGGUGACUUGGGCCCUGUCCCGACUUCCGAACGAGGUUAUGUGGAUUUUGCGCGCAAUGGUCUCGCUCGAGCGCAUCGAAAAGUUCCUCGGCGAGGAGGAGCUCCAGAAGUUUGCCGAGAAGGACAUCCCCAGCCGCUCCGAGAUGGACCACCGCUUCAAACCUAACGGAUUCGACCAAGCCACAUACAUCUACUACGGCAGCGGCGACUCGAGCGUCCGUUCGUCCAAGGCAUCGCUGCAGCUAUCCUCUAGCAUCGUCCAGCUCGAGAACCCGGGACAGGAAGAGUCCUCGGCCUUUACCUUGAACAAUCUGAACCUCGACAUUCCGCUGGGCAAGCUCACGGUUGUUUGCGGCCCGACCGGAGCUGGCAAGAGCUCGCUCAUCCUGGCGCUCGUUGGAGAAAUGCGCCGUAUCGGCGGCCACUGCUACUUCCCGUCGCGACCCAACCGCUCCUCUGGAUCCAUCGUUGCGGGCGAGGUCGCCUAUGUGGCCCAGACCGCCUGGCUCAUGAACGCCACCAUCCGAGACAACAUCCUCUUUGGCGAAGACUAUGACGAAGACCGCUACCACCGGGUUGUGUUUGCCUCGGCCCUCGUCCGCGACUUCCAGAACCUCGAAGGCGGAGAUCUCACCGAGAUUGGCGAGAAGGGUGUCAAUCUGUCGGGAGGGCAGAAGCAGCGCAUCUCUCUGGCCCGUGCGCUCUACUCGCGUGCUCCCUUCGUCCUGCUGGAUGACCCGCUUUCGGCAGUUGAUGCACCCACCGCCCGCCACCUUCUGCACCACGGAAUCCUCGGCUUCCUCAAGAAUCGCACCUGUGUUUUGGUCUCACACGCCGUCGGCCUGGUUGCCCCACAUGCCAACCACAUUGUGGUCAUGCGCAACGGAGCCAUCGCCUGCCAGGGCACCGCGGCCGAGGUGCUCCGGAGCCCCGAGUCCGAAGGCAUCCUCGACGAUCAGAUUCUGGCUGUCCGGCCAAGCGAGGUCGAGAACGCCACAUCCUUGCAGGUGCCCAACCACGAAGAAAUCAAGAAGUUGCUCAGCGAGGCGAGAGGCAAGACGCUGGUGCAUGAAGAGGCCCGUGUCAAGGGUGCCGUCGAAUGGGCCGUCUAUUCGCGCUUCCUCAAGGCCUGUGGAGGCAUUUUCUUUGCCUUCUGCUUCGUAUUCUUGUUUGUGAUCAUGAUGUCGGCUGGAUUUGCAAACAGCUGGUGGCUCAAGAAAUGGACAGAUGCCAGCUCGGGCAACGGCAACUCGACUAUUUGCCCUGUGGCCAACGCUUCACUCAUCGCAGCUGGAGGUCCACUGGCGCAGCAUUCGACAUUCCCUUCCUUCCGUAUCGUCGCCCCGCCAAUCCACUCACCAUACUACUACGUUACUGUGUAUGCGCUCAUCGGGCUCUCAGUCAUCCUGUCGACAAACCUCCAUACAUUGGUGCAAGUCAUGGGCUCGUACUCGGCCUCCAAGGCUCUGCACGCACAGCUCCUCAAGGCUGUGCUCGGCGCACCGCUUCGCUUCUUUGAGAUUACUCCGCUGGGUCGCAUCUUGAACCGAUUCUCGAAGGACAUGGGUCACGUCGAUGACGAAGUGAUGUGGUCGGUUGGGUUCUUCUCGACAUGGCUGUUCCGCGGUGCCUCAGUGCUGAUCAUUGUGGCCUACAUCACGCCUCCGUUCAUACUGCUGAUCGUGCCGGUUGCACUGAUCUAUAUGUAUGUCGCCAAGCUGUACCUGACCUGCUCCCGCGAGCUCAAGCGCCUCGAGAGCGUUUCGCGCAGCCCCAUAUACUCUCAGUUCUCGGAGACGAUUGCCGGAACAUCCACCAUCCGCGCUUACGGAGCCGAGUCUCGGCUCCUUCUCGAGAGCUCCGAGCGCGUCGACGAGAAUCAUCGCUCCUUCUUCUACAUGUGGGCAGCCAACCGCUGGCUCUGCAUGCGAACGGAUAUCAUAGCAGCCCUGGUCGUGUUCUGCGCUGGCGCUGCCGUCGUCAGCGGCCAAGUCAGUGCCGGAUGGGCUGGCGUCAGUCUGACAUAUGCCAUGUCGUUCACGGAUGCCCUUCUGUGGUUGGUCCGCUCCCACGCCGACAUGGAGAUGAACCUGACCAGCGUCGAGCGAAUCGACGAGUACGUGAACAUUCAGCCCGAGGCAGAUGAGUCUGCAGUGACUGUCAAGGCUCCUGUCGGGUGGCCAUCGGCCGGCCGGAUCGAUGUCAGCCACCUGUUCAUGCGAUAUGCCGCCGACCAGCCCAACGUCCUGAAGGACAUGUCGUUCUCGGUCAAGGCCGGCGAGCGCAUUGGUGUCGUUGGCCGCACCGGCGCUGGCAAGUCGACACUCUCGCUCGCCUUCUUCCGCAUCCUGCCCAUCCACCAGGGCCGCAUCAUCAUCGACGACAUCGACAUCAGCCAGAUCAGCCUGCAUGACCUGCGCUCAAACAUCACAAUAAUACCGCAGGACCCCGUGCUGUUUUCGGGCACGAUCCGGUCGAACUUGGACGCUCUCGGCGAGCACGACGACGCCGAUCUGUGGCAAGUGCUCAAGCGAGUGCAUUUCCUGGAUACGCUGCAAGAGUUCAAGAAAAGGUCCCCGCGCACGUCGUUCGGGACUGUCGUCGUCGAGGACGCCAUGGACACCAUCUCGCCCAUGGGUGGGUCCGCAGUCCUGUCCCAGGAGAGCGAGACCAAGUCGUUCACCCUUGAGUCGCCCGUCGGCGAAAACGGCCAGAACUACUCGCACGGCCAGAGGCAGCUGCUGUGUCUGGCACGGGCACUGCUCAGAAACUCAAAGAUCAUCUUCCUGGACGAGGCCACUGCCAGCGUCGACAACGAUACGGACGCUCGCAUCCAAGUCACGAUCCGAGAGGAGCUCGCCGGAGCAACGGUCCUCUGCAUCGCCCACCGGCUGAGAACGAUCGUCGAUUACGACCGGGUUAUGGUCCUGGACAAGGGCACGAUCGUCGAAUACGACACCCCGCUCAACCUGAUGCAGCGAAAGGACGGCGCCUUCCACAGGAUGUGUCAGGACUCGAACGAAUUCGAGGAGCUCGAGCAGAUUGCAACGGCAGCUUCCCGAUCGAGAAGCCGGAAGUAG
This is a messenger RNA of Polychytrium aggregatum, 4281 nucleotides long. Its product is annotated as P-loop containing nucleoside triphosphate hydrolase protein. The coding region runs from base 1 to 4281 and encodes 1426 amino acids. The record is from RefSeq and is a predicted model, not a curated record. NCBI's taxonomy places the organism in Eukaryota, Fungi, Chytridiomycota, Chytridiomycetes, Polychytriales. Gene Ontology annotation, biological process: transmembrane transport. The transcript has 10 exons. Gene Ontology annotation, molecular function: ATP hydrolysis activity; ATP binding; ABC-type peptide transporter activity. Gene Ontology annotation, cellular component: membrane; fungal-type vacuole.